Messenger RNA from Magnolia sinica, 2740 nucleotides. Its product is annotated as receptor protein kinase-like protein ZAR1. The coding region runs from base 399 to 2537 and encodes 712 amino acids. Gene Ontology annotation, biological process: protein phosphorylation. The record is from RefSeq and is a predicted model, not a curated record. NCBI's taxonomy places the organism in Eukaryota, Viridiplantae, Streptophyta, Magnoliopsida, Magnoliales, Magnoliaceae. The transcript has 2 exons. Gene Ontology annotation, molecular function: protein binding; protein kinase activity; ATP binding.
GGAUCUGCCUCAAUUUUCGGAUCUUAAGCUAACAUGAUCUGGAGAAACUGAUGGAUGGAGUGGAUUUCACACAAACAUCACGUAGGAAACUCGAGUCUUUAGGCGCUUGAAGAAACAACGAUCCCUCAAGAAAACCAACGGCUUCCGAACAUCUCUCUCACCAGUGACCACCGUCGCCCAUCAUGUCCAGCAAACAUCUUUGCUUUCCUUCUACUCCCUUCCCGUCGAAGUCUUUUUGGCGGGAGGAGAUGAUGGGCCCUACCCACAAUCAAAUCUCACUCCUUCCCACUCCCCCCUCCUCCCACUUCCAAUAAAUACCAUCCAACCACAUCUUCCCUUCCUCCAAACUCUACCAAAAUCCAAUCCUUCAAAGGAAAAAAUAAAAAUAAAAAUAAAAAAUGAAAAACAGCCACUUUCUUCUCAUUCUCUUCAUCAUCAUACUCGCAAACCCCACCUUCUCUCUUACCUCAGAUGGCCUCUCUCUCCUCGCCCUCAAAUCCGCCGUUGAUUCCACCUCAUCAUCAGGCCCACAGUCACCCCCAUUCUCUGACUGGAACGAGAACGACACCACGCCGUGCCGCUGGUCCGGCAUCUCCUGCAUGAACAUCUCAUCAUCUCCCCGCGUCGUCGCCAUCAGCAUUCCCAGCCAGAACGUCUCCGGCUACAUCCCCUCCGAACUCGGUUCCCUCGUUUUCCUUCGCCGCAUCAAUCUCCAUGGCAAUCUCUUCCGUGGGACCAUCCCCGCCCAACUCUUCAACGCCACCUCCCUCCACAGCAUCUUCCUCUACAGCAACAACCUCUCCGGCUCUCUCCCGUCCUCCAUCUGCAACCUCCCUCGCCUCCAGAAUCUUGAUUUAUCCCGGAAUUCACUCUCUGGCCCGCUCCCGGAUACCCUCCGAAACUGCCGCCAACUUCAACGGCUCUCACUCGCGAGGAAUCGGCUCACUGGCGAGAUCCCUACCGGAAUCUGGCCCAAUAUGGAGAAUCUAGUCCAGCUCGACAUUUCAUCGAACGGUUUCAAUGGAGGAAUCCCGUCUGACCUUGGAGAGCUGAAAUCGUUAUCUGGGACACUCAAUCUGUCCUACAACCGGUUCUCCGGUGAGAUACCGAUGUCGCUAGGGAAGUUGCCAGUGACUGUCAGCUUCGAUCUCCGCGGCAACAAUCUCAGCGGUGAGAUCCCACAGACUGGCUCGUUCGCGAAUCAGGGGCCCACUGCAUUCGUCGACAAUCCAGGGCUCUGCGGAUUCCCCCUCCAGAAGGCCUGCAAGAAUUUACCAGAAAGCGCGCCGAAGAGUCAGCUUCCGCCGACGGGAUCUGACACACGGGCCAAAAGGGGCCUAAAACCGGGCUUGAUUGUCCUGAUUUCAGCAGCUGAUGCUGCUGGAGUGGCGCUGAUCGGGAUGAUUGUAGUCUAUCUGUACUGGAAGCGGAAAGAUUCGGAUAACUGCAGCUGCACCGGGAAAGGGAAAUUGGGGGGCGGUGAUCGGCUCUGUUCUUGCUGGAGACGAUUAUCGGGGAAUUCGUCGGAAUUGGAAGAAUCAGAGAAGGGUGGUGAAGGCGGCGGGGAAGGGAAUUUGGUGGCGAUCGACAAGGGAUUCACGUUCGAAUUAGAUGAAUUACUGCGGGCAUCGGCGUAUGUGCUCGGGAAGAGCGGGUUGGGGAUCGUCUACAAGGUUGUGUUGGGGAAUGGCAUUCCGGUGGCGGUGAGGAGAUUGGGGGAAGGCGGAGGGCAGAGGUAUAAGGAAUUCGCGGCGGAGAUUCAGGCGAUCGGGCGGGUCAAGCAUCCGAACAUUGUACGGUUGAGAGCUUACUACUGGGCCUCAGAUGAGAAGCUGCUGAUCUGCGAUUUCAUUUCCAAUGGGAAUUUGGGCAAUGCUCUGAAAGGGCGAUCUGGUCAACCGUCACCGAGUCUCACCUGGUCGACUCGGCUCAGAAUCGCUAAGGGAACAGCCCAUGGGCUUGCUUACCUCCACGAUUGCAGCCCACGAAAAUUCGUCCAUGGUGACAUCAAGCCAUCAAACAUCCUCCUCGAUAACGACUUCAAUCCUUACAUCUCUGACUUUGGUCUCAACACCCUUAUAAGCAUUGCCGGCAAUGACACUAGCUCGUCCGGUGGUUUCAUUGGCUCCGCCCUUCCCUACACUAAGCCCACGCUAACCGAGCGGACUCACAAUUACAGGGCCCCUGAGGCCCGCUUACCAGGCAACCGGGCCACUCAGAAGUGGGACGUAUACUCAUUCGGGGUGGUUGUGCUUGAACUAUUGACUGGGAAAUCUCCAGAGAUCUCGUCUCCGACAAUGACGUCGUCAUCGACCUCAUUGUCGGAUGUUUCGGAGCUGGUGAGGUGGGUCAGGAAAGGUUUCGAGGAGGAGAAUCCACUAUCGGAUAUGGUGGACCCAAUGCUGCUUCAAGAGGUCCAUGCCAAGAAAGAGGUGCUUGCGGUAUUCCAUGUUGCACUUGCAUGCACCGAGACGGAUCCGGAGUUGCGGCCGAGGAUGAAAACCGUAUCGGAAAAUCUAGAGAGGAUCGGUGUGUGAGGUUUCACGAUUGCAGUGGAUUGGGGGCAUUGUGAUAUCUAGGCCGUCCGUCUUCCCGGGCAAAUUUUGUAUGAUGAUGAUGAUGGUGAUGAUCACUGUCUUAGCAAUGUCGCAAUUUCAAUUUUUUUGCAACCAUUUUGUGGAAAUUUUAUUUUAUUUUAUUUUUGUUUGGAAAAGCAGGGAAUAUCAUUUAGGUUUCCAUU